AUGAUUCUGGCGAGUGGUUUCUCUGUUAUGAUGGCGCCUGUCGCUGGAAUCCAGGUCUCGGCGGUGCUAGUGCGGCGCUGUUCAACCCCAGUGGCCCCGUCGUGUGGACAGGGAGGGUCCCACUAUAUGCCGAGCAGUGCUGAGACGAACAACACGUCAGACUACGCGGCAUUACUUCUUCGUGUACGGACUGCCGCGGACAAUGGACUGAAGAAGUUACGGGUGAAAGGUGACAGCACCCUGGUCAUCCGCCAAGUUUGUGGGAUUUUUGCGACGCGCCGCACCCGGCUGCGGCGUCUGUGGGACGCGGUGAAGGGUGAGGUCGCGUGA
Molecule: messenger RNA, 330 nt
Organism: Peronospora belbahrii
Lineage: Eukaryota; Oomycota; Peronosporomycetes; Peronosporales; Peronosporaceae
Source: the annotation of a GenBank genome assembly